This is a messenger RNA of Triticum dicoccoides, 2489 nucleotides long. Its product is annotated as oligopeptide transporter 7-like. Gene Ontology annotation, biological process: transmembrane transport. NCBI's taxonomy places the organism in Eukaryota, Viridiplantae, Streptophyta, Magnoliopsida, Poales, Poaceae. Gene Ontology annotation, molecular function: oligopeptide transmembrane transporter activity. The coding region runs from base 38 to 2410 and encodes 790 amino acids. The record is from RefSeq and is a predicted model, not a curated record. The transcript is spliced from 7 exons.
CAAGAACGCCAGCCACGCAACAAAGGACGCGGUAGCCAUGGCGUCCUCCUCCCGCUCCCACCAAGAAGCGGAGGACGGGGAGCUCCAUGGCGAUCGCAUCACCUCCCCACUCCUGCCGGCGUCGACGUCGCGCAGCUCGCCGGAGCGGGAUGAGGAGGAGGAGGGGGAGAACUCGCCGAUCGAGCAGGUGGCGCUGACGGUGCCGGUGGGCGACGACCCGGACACCCCCGUGCUGACGUUCCGGAUGUGGGUCCUCGGCGUCCUCUCCUGCGCCGUGCUCUCCUUCCUCAACCAGUUCUUCUGGUACCGCAAGGAGCCGCUCACCGUCACCGCCAUCUCCGCCCAGGUCGCCGUCGUGCCGCUCGGCCGGCUCAUGGCGGCCGCGCUGCCGGAGCGCCCCUUCCUCCGUGGCACACACUACGAGUUCACCCUCAACCCGGGCCCGUUCAACGUGAAGGAGCACGUGCUGAUCACCAUCUUCGCCAACGCCGGCGCCGGCACCGUCUACGCCAUCCACGUGGUCACCGCCGUCCGCGUCUUCUGCGGCAAGGACCUCACCUUCUUCGUCUCUCUCCUCGUCGUGCUCACCACCCAGGUGCUCGGGUUCGGGUGGGCGGGCAUAUUCCGGCGGUACCUCGUGGAGCCGGCGAGCAUGUGGUGGCCGUCCAACCUCGUGCAGGUCUCCCUCUUCAGAGGAAAUACUUCGGAGAGUAUUUGCUCCCUCAAACCGGAGGUGUCGCUCGAGCAAUUUAGGACAUGUUGUAUGAAAAUUUCUUUCAUGUGGGCUCUCCAUGAGAAAGAAGGGCGCCGAAAAGGCGGCUUCACGCGCAACCAGUUCUUCCUGGUGGCAUUCGUUUGCAGCUUCGCGUACUACGUCUUCCCGGGCUAUCUGUUCCAGAUGCUCACCUCCCUCUCCUGGAUCUGCUGUGUCUUCCCCCACUCCGUGCUUGCCCAGCAGCUCGGCUCAGGCCUCCAUGGGCUCGGCAUUGGCGCCAUCGGCCUCGACUGGGCGUCCGUCUCUAGCUACCUUGGGAGCCCUCUUGUCAGCCCGUGGUUCGCCACCGUGAAUGUCCCUGCAGGCUUCUUCAUCAUCAUGUACGUAAUCACCCCCAUCGGGUACUGGUUUAACUUCUACAAGGCACAGACCUUCCCCAUCUUCUCUGCCGAUCUCUUCACCUUGACCGGGCAGAAGUACAACAUCUCGGCCAUCGUGGACGACCAUUUCCAUUUCGACAAGGAGGCGUACGAGAGAAACGGGCCACUAUACCUCAGCACUCUCUUGGCAAUCACAUACGGUGUUAGCUUUGCAUCCCUUAGCGCGACGAUUGUUCAUGUUCUUCUGUUCCACGGAAGCGAAAUUUUGCAGUUAAGUAGAUCAACAUUUCGAGGAAAAAGUGUGGACGUACAUACAAAGCUAAUGAGGAGAUAUAAGCAGGUCCCUGAGUGGUGGUUCAUCUGCAUCCUUCUUGUUAGCAUUGCUGCCACUGUAUUUGCUUGCGAGUACUACAUCGAGCAGCUCCAGCUGCCCUGGUGGGGUGUACUGCUUGCAUGCGCCAUUGCCUUUUUCUUCACCCUCCCAAUUGGAAUCAUCACGGCGACAACAAACCAGACCCCAGGAUUGAACAUCGUCACAGAGUACAUCAUUGGGUUCUUGUACCCUGGACGACCCGUCGCGAAUAUGUGCUUUAAGGUUUAUGGGUAUAUCAGCAUGCACCAAGCUCUGAUGUUUCUGCAAGAUUUUAAGUUGGGCCACUAUAUGAAGAUUCCCCCAAGGGCAAUGUUUAUGGCUCAGGUGGUAGGAACAUCGAUUGCGGCAUUUGUGUACCUUGGAACGGCGUGGUGGCUUAUGGACACAAUCCCCAACAUCUGCAACAUCGAGCUUCUCUCAGCGGACAGCCCUUGGACAUGCCCCGCCGAUCAUGUGUUCUAUGAUGCAUCGGUCAUAUGGGGUCUUAUUGGCCCACGCAGAAUAUUCGGGGCCUUGGGAACUUACUCGGCAGUGAACUGGUUCUUCUUGGGAGGUGCUAUUGCUCCUCCCUUGGUAUGGUUUGCACACAAGGCAUUCCCGGGCCAGAACUGGAUCUUACUCAUCAACAUGCCUGUGAUGAUCGGUUGCACCGUCAAGAUGCCGCCUGCCACCGCUGUAAACUACACCACAUGGAUACUUGUUGGGUUUUUGUCAGGUUAUGUGGUCUAUAGAUAUCGACGAGACUGGUGGGAACGACACAAUUAUCUGCUCUCAGGUGCACUAGAUGCAGGUUUGGCGUUCAUGGCUGUCUUAAUUUACUUGUGCCUAGGCUUGGAGAACAUCAGUUUGAAUUGGUGGGGCAAUGACUUGGAUGGAUGUCCGCUGGCUUCUUGCCCCACUGCUAAAGGUAUAGUUGUCAAGGGGUGCCCUGUGUACAACUGAACAUUUUUCUCAGGUCCCUGAUUUUUUCCGGAAGUGAGCAAGCAUGCAUUGAUAUGUAAAUAAAAUAUCUUUGUUCCUU